Messenger RNA from Aureococcus anophagefferens, 786 nucleotides. RefSeq lists its product as hypothetical. Gene Ontology annotation, molecular function: protein binding; ubiquitin ligase activator activity; anaphase-promoting complex binding. Lineage: Eukaryota; Pelagophyceae; Pelagomonadales; Pelagomonadaceae. The coding region runs from base 1 to 786 and encodes 261 amino acids. Gene Ontology annotation, cellular component: anaphase-promoting complex. The record is from RefSeq and is a predicted model, not a curated record. The transcript has a single exon. Gene Ontology annotation, biological process: anaphase-promoting complex-dependent catabolic process; positive regulation of anaphase-promoting complex-dependent catabolic process; positive regulation of ubiquitin protein ligase activity.
AUGGUCUUCGACUUCGAGACGGGCGCGCCCGUGCGCGAUCUGGGCUGGGUCCACGACGGCCGCUGCGGCGUCCUCGCGUGGAACCCGGAGACGCGGACGCUGACGACGGGGUCGCGCGACAGCUGCAUCUGGGACCUGGACCUGCGGUGCCCCGGCUUCCCGAAGACGGCGCUGCGGUCCAAGCACACGCAGGAGGUCUGCGGGUUGGCGUGGAGCCCCGACGGGCGGACGCUCGCCUCCGGCGGCAACGAGAACCUGCUGUGCCUCUGGGACGCGCGCUGCUCGCGGCCGGAGCCCCGCGUCGCCUCCAAGGCCCACGCCGCGGCCGUCAAGGCCAUCGCCUGGUCCCCGGACAAGCGGUCGCUCCUCGCGACGGGCGGCGGCACGCUGGACCAGACCGUGAAGCUCUGGAACGCGUCGUCGGGCGCCGUGCUCGAGUCGAAAGCGACAGGCACGCAGGUCACGGGCCUCGCGUGGUCCAAGGACACGGGCCAGCUCCUGUCGUCGCACGGCUUCUCGCAGAACCAGCUCUGCGUCUGGCGCUGGGACGCGGCGAAACGGUCCCUGGACAAGCUCAUCGAGAUGCGCAAGCACACGGCGCGCGUGCUCGCGCUCGCGCAGUCGCCGGACUUCUCGCGCGUCGCGUCCGUGGGCUCCGACGAGGUCCUCAUGAUCUGGAGCGUCUUCGACGCGCGCGCGGACGCGGGCCGGGGCGCGCUCGUCGGCAAGCACCGCGACGUCCGCCGCUGGGACCCCGUCUUCGCCGGCGGCGCGGGGCUAAGGUGA